AUGGUCAAGCUCAUCUGCGUAAUCGGUGUGACCGGCAACCAGGGCGGCUCGGUCGCCCAGCGCUUCCUGCGCGACGGCGACUACCGGGUGCGGGGCAUCACGCGGGAUCCCGCGUCCCCCGCGGCGCAGAAGCUGGCCGCGCAGGGCAUCGAGAUGGUGCAGGCCAACCUCGACGACGUGUCGAGCCUCAUCAGGGCCUUUGACGGCGCCAAUCUCAUCUUCAGCGUCACCAACUACUGGGAGCCGUUCUUCCGGCCCGACUGCCGCGCCCAGGCGGCCGAGCAGGGCAUCUCGUGCCGCCGGUACGCGUACGAUGUCGAGUACCAGCAGGGCAAGAACAUUGCCGAUGCGGCGGCGCAGGUGGUCGGGGGCCUGGAUGAAAAUGGCUUUAUUGCUUCGACGCUGAGCCACGCCGGGAAGUGCAGCAAGGGGAGGUUUAAGGAGCUGUAUCACUUCGACGCGAAGGCGGAUGUGUUUCCGGACUAUGUCAAUGCAAAGCAUGAGGCGCUUGCGAAGAAGAUGAGCUUGGUGCAGACGGGGUACUUCAUGUCGAGCUACAAUUAUGCUCCUGAUGCGUACUUUAAGAAGACCGAAGAUGGAACUUUCGUAAUGAGCUUCCCGACCAGCCCAGAAGCCCAAGUCCCCCAUUUGGACGUCAACACCGACGCGGGCCCCUUCGUCUACGCCGUGUCGCAGACGCCGCCGGGCAAGACGUACAUGGCGGAGGGCACGCGCUGCAGCUGGCCAGCCUUCUUGGAGUUGUGGGGAGAGGUCAACAACAUGCCGACGAAGUACCAGGAGGUCACGAUUGAGCAGUUCGUAGAUCUGUCGGCUGAUGCCGAAUUUGGACGCGAGGCGGGCGAUAUGUUCAUGUACACUUCUGAGCCGGGUUAUGAUGGUGGGGAUGAGUCAAUUCUGAGGGCAGAGGACUUGAGAAAGGCGGGCAUCGAAUGUCCAAUGACUAGCAUUAAGGAGUAUUUUGAGAAGCACGAUUGGACAUCUGUGCUUAAUCAAUGA
Messenger RNA from Anthostomella pinea, 1017 nucleotides. NCBI's taxonomy places the organism in Eukaryota, Fungi, Ascomycota, Sordariomycetes, Xylariales, Xylariaceae. The record is from the annotation of a GenBank genome assembly.